Salvia splendens (bonfire salvia) is the source of this 723-nucleotide messenger RNA. RefSeq lists its product as uncharacterized. Bases 1 to 723 code for a protein of 240 amino acids. The record is from RefSeq and is a predicted model, not a curated record. The transcript is spliced from 2 exons. NCBI's taxonomy places the organism in Eukaryota, Viridiplantae, Streptophyta, Magnoliopsida, Lamiales, Lamiaceae.
AUGGCAAGGCACACACAUGUGGCAAAACUUCCGUACCCUAUUAACCAGGAGGAGAUCAGAGCCUUGUUAAGGCACGCUGAGGCCCAUGGAGGACUCAUCAAGGAUUUCGCCGGGAGAGCCCAGAUCCUGACGAAGCUUCUCCAAGAUGACGUGAUGUGUGAGACUAGUAACUGUGCUGUGAGAGCAAUACUAAGUCAGAAAAUCCAGGGGAAAAGUUAUGUUGUCCUCUACGCAUCAAAAACAUUGGGUCAGGCGCAAAGGAACUAUGAUGUGACCGAAAAAGAAAUGCUAUUAGUAGUCUUUGCAUUUGGGGAGUUCAGGCAGCACCUAUUUGGUUCCAAAGUGAUAGUGUAUACAAAUCAGGCGGCCAUCAAAUACCUAUCGUCGAAGAGGAGAUCAAACCCGCAUUUGAUCAGAUGGUUACUCCUUCUACAGGAGUUUGAGUGGGAAGCAGUUGAUAGGAAAGGAUGUGAAAACAUAGAGGCGAGUCACCUGCGCCGAAUUCUGCAAAAAGAAAAUAAGGAAGCCAUUCCAGACAAGUUCCCCGAAGGGCACCUGCAUCUGAUCAAGUCGAAGUCUGAAGGACAGCGGAUCUGCCAGGAAAGGAUGAUUGAUCAAAGUAAACAGAGAAGCUGGGAGCAACUUGCACCAAAAAGGGCAAAGUUCGCAGGAAGGACCGACAGUUUGGAGAAAAGCGAGUUACCCGGUAGGAACGGAAUGUAG